This is a messenger RNA of Cooperia oncophora, 285 nucleotides long. NCBI's taxonomy places the organism in Eukaryota, Metazoa, Nematoda, Chromadorea, Rhabditida, Trichostrongylidae. The record is from the annotation of a GenBank genome assembly.
AUGGGUCUCGAGUACAAAUGGAUGACUCUGGCAGACGCGAGAGCAGAAGAGGCAAAGAAGUGGGAACCGGUACAUGUCGGCACCGCUGCACCAGCAGUAUGUGUCGACGAUUCUGGCAUCGAGGUGCUUGGCUGCAUGAACCUGACUAAUGAGACAGCUUCGAUUGGAUUGAAUGGUAAGCAAAAGGGGGCAGAGAAAUGGCCAGUAAAUAUGUGUCCCACUUGGUGGUCUUUUGGGCGUGUUGAACCAUCAAUAGAUGAGGUUUGCCUGAUUCUUCUGCCUUGA